AUCAUGUGUUAAGAAAAUUCUGCCUAGAAAAUUCCAGAAGGGAUUUGAUCAGUAGAAACUCAUGUGCUUCCUUUGUGAUUCAGAUUUGUACCUAAUUUUAUCUAUAUCUCAUUUCGCAAUUACUAUCUACAUCCUGGAAUUGAGGGUGUUAAUAUUCGUUCUUCAGUUAAUACUUGAGAGUAUACCUAUAGUGUAUCUGCUCCAUUUAUAUUCACCGAUUUGGAUGUUCCGAACUGUACAAAUACUGUAUCAGGAAUUCAAGAAUUUUAUUAGCUUUCCUCCUACAAGGGGGACUGAGGGAGCUCUCAUAAAGACUUUCCUCUCAAGAUUUGAAAUUGAAGAGCAUUUUGAAAGGAGAUUUGUGUGCUGUUCUUUUCCAUUUCUCAAGGCAGGAUCCACCGCCUAUCAAAAGGUGCUUGGAAUUCAAAAUCGAUAAGGAAA
This is a messenger RNA of Coccinella septempunctata (seven-spotted ladybird), 441 nucleotides long. RefSeq lists its product as uncharacterized. The transcript is spliced from 3 exons. Bases 62 to 436 code for a protein of 124 amino acids. Lineage: Eukaryota; Metazoa; Arthropoda; Insecta; Coleoptera; Coccinellidae. The record is from RefSeq and is a predicted model, not a curated record.